AUGGAAGAACACAAAUUCACAACGUUUUUUGAGCCGUUCAGAAUCAAAUCCGUGGAGAAACUCAAACAAACAACACGAGAUGAACGAAUCAAGCAUUUGAAACAAGCCAAUUACAACUUGUAUCUCUUGGACUCAGAAAACAUUUUGAUCGAUCUGCUAACAGACUCGGGGACUGGGGCGAUGAGUUCUGAACAGUGGGCUGCAGUUAUGAUUGGAGAUGAGUCGUAUGCCGGCUCUCCGAGUUACCGGAAAUUUGAAGCAGUUGUCAAGGAGAUCUUUGGAUACCGUCACGUGAUCCCUACGCACCAAGGGCGCGCGGCAGAGCGCAUCCUUUUCACUUGCGCAGUGAAAGAAGGCGACGUAGUUCCAAACAACGCGCAUUUUGCAACUACGAUGGCGAACAUAGAAGCUCAAGGUGGAAAAGCAAUUAAUUUUUUAACCCCUGAAGCUAUGGAGCCCAGUACAGAUGUGCCAUUUAAAGGAAAUAUGAACGUUGAAAAGUUAGAGCAGACGAUCUCAAAAUUUCGAGCUAAAAUUCCACUUGUCAUGAUAACCAUAACAAAUAAUAUGGUGGGCGGUGAGCCGGUCAGCAUGGAGAAUAUCAAGGCGGUGUCUAAAAUUUGUCGCGCACACGGUAUUCCGUUGUUUUUUGAUGCCUGCCGCUUCGCUGAAAAUGCUUGGUUCAUAAAGGUCAAAGAGGAAGGUUAUGCAAACCGCACACCGAAAGAAAUCGCGCGAGAGAUUUUCUCUUACGGCGAUGGCUGCACUAUGUCGGCGAAGAAGGAUGGCCUGGCCAACAUCGGUGGAUUCUUGGCAGUCAAUGACUCAGAGCUCGCUGCUAAGUGCCGCAAGGAGCUGUUAAUAACCGAGGGAUUCACCACUUAUGGGGGCUUGGCAGGACGCGAUUUGGAAGCGAUUGCAGUAGGUUUGAAUGAAGUGGUUGAAGAAGAUUACCUGCGCUACCAAGUUGGUUUCGUCAAGUUCCUGGCCGAUUUACUUGUCCAGAAUCACGUGCCCAUUGUUACCCCACCCGGAGGUCACGCGGUGUACAUUGACGCAGGCGCAAUGCUACCGCACAUUCCCCGCGAGCAAUUUCCUGCGUGGGCUCUCGGCUGCGCGCUUUACGUGGAAGGAGGGAUCCGCGGGGCGGAAGUUGGUGCGGUGAUGUUGGGGGGUCUCGAAAAGCACGACGACGGCGUGGAUUCAUCGGUGGAAGCGGAAAGUCCCGAAGAUGACAAUGAUGAUAAUGAUGAUGUCUUUGAAGACGAACCUGAACAUGAGGAGCUAUUUAGGCUGGCUAUUCCCCGCCGUACAUACACUGAAUCACAUAUGAGGUAAGCUGUUCUUAAUGUGGCCCUCAAUUUUUUGGUUUAGGUAGCUCUUAUAAUGGUUUAAGAUCAAAAUUCUCGUACCUCGAUGGCGCUCGAUUGCGACCUUCUAACCGUUUCGAAAGAAACUUACGAUCACUUUUAUGAUAUUUGCUCAUGCCUCGAGCAUGGAUAAAUAGCACGUAGUGCAAGUACUGCAUUAGUACGUCUCCUAGGCUCGAUUGCCACCCGCUGUGCGGGGAAUGAGUGCGCACUUCCCUUGAUUUCCCCGGAAAAGAAAAAGGAACAAAGACACACCAUUUGAAGGGUCUGGAAUGACCUUUGAAGGAAGUGUAGGCACGAAUUAGGCAUUCCCCUAUGCAUGCCGAGAGAGAGGCGGAAAUCGAACCUACACGACUUGGAUUUUAUGACAAUUUUACAAAGUAAUUUAAUGACAGGCAAUUCUAUAAGUAACGAAACUGGAAUUUAAACGGAUUUACCUCCAAUCUGAAAUAAAGCUAACUAAAAGACCCUUCCUGUGCCGGAAACAAAUCAAGCAAAAUACCUUUGACAAAACAGGGAAAUAAAAAACAAAUAUAAAAUACCACGUCGGUUGUCGGUUAAUUUCUUUUCUGUCGAUAGUCGGUAUUUUUUUUCUAGUUUUGUUGGUAGUCAGUUAAUUUUUUUCUCGUUUUGUUGGUAGUUAGUUAUAUCUUUCGCCGUUUGUAGCCAAUCGGUUAACCCCAUUCAGACCCUCUUAUGAGUGUCGUAACAUGUGUGUCGUGUGAUAAUCUUUUUCUCGUCCUCUAUUUCCAUAGGCGCCUAACCAUCUAAUUUCGACUGCAAGUGCAAGUACGAGAACUUGUAGUUUAAAAGUAUCUACUUCCUAGAGUAAUGGCCAAUUUAAUAUUUUCGUUCCCUUCCAGCCAUGGUCGCCUAAGUCCCCUAAUCACUUAAGCUACCAACAGCCGUUUACAAAUUUUGUCAGGAUGUUUGUCAAAUGGCCUUGACACUACCUUUAUGCUUCUUACAGGUAUGUUUCUGAAGUCUGUGCUCAUGUGUACAAGAACCGCGCAAAAGUCUGUGGUUACCAAAUCACAUGGGAACCGCCCAUGUUACGUCAUUUUACCGCCCACCUGGUGCCCAUUCCUUCUCCGAUUAAAUCGCAAGAUGAUUCCACGCGAGUUCGCCAUCUGUCAGCUAAGAAGGUGUCCAGCGGUCACGUUUUAAGGCGAAGAAGGAACUCCUCGUUGCAGUUUAGUUAAUGUUAAGUGGAGUCAAUUUUAACAGAGUCGCAGAUGACUUUUUAUAUCCAUUACUAUUACGUUUUUAAGUGUGCAGGCAUCGUUAACGUUUUGAAAUUCUCUUACUCUGCGGCGAGUUUUUGCGCCAAGAAUAUGCGCAUUUAAGCCGGUUGAAUUUACUAUUUGACUUAUUCAUUUCAUAUUUUCAUUUCAAGGUAUUUCUUUAAAAAAAGUUGUUUCUUGUUCGAAUUUUUUCAACUAAUUCGCCCUUUACUAUGCGUCAAUGAGUCAACGGAUAUAAACUCUUAAAAUAUUUGCUUUGUUCUCCUUGUACACCAGAAUUUAGUUUUUGGUUUCUUUUGGGUAUGUAGCGUUAACUACACGAAGGUCGCAAGUACAGACAGUAAUCCAGAGGUGUCCCUUUAAUAGAGAAAUGACUCUCUGCCUUUAGGAAGAGUCCUACAGAAGUUGUUGUGGAGUUCUUCGCCUUACAAGACCGUCUUUCUUUCGAGAUACUUGUUCUUUCAUGUUUUCUGUAGAGGACUUAAGACAAAAGAACCAAAGGUUCUCUAACCCCGGGAUACGCUGACGAUCAGUGCAUUGAGUGCCCUGAAAAUAGCUACCCGCGGGCAUGACGACGCACCAAUCAAGAAGGCAUAGGAAAAGCC
This is a messenger RNA of Porites evermanni, 3219 nucleotides long. The record is from the annotation of a GenBank genome assembly. NCBI's taxonomy places the organism in Eukaryota, Metazoa, Cnidaria, Anthozoa, Scleractinia, Poritidae.